This is a messenger RNA of Dioscorea cayenensis subsp. rotundata (Guinea yam), 2981 nucleotides long. Its product is annotated as 5-methyltetrahydropteroyltriglutamate--homocysteine methyltransferase 2-like. The coding region runs from base 143 to 2506 and encodes 787 amino acids. NCBI's taxonomy places the organism in Eukaryota, Viridiplantae, Streptophyta, Magnoliopsida, Dioscoreales, Dioscoreaceae. Gene Ontology annotation, molecular function: zinc ion binding; 5-methyltetrahydropteroyltriglutamate-homocysteine S-methyltransferase activity. The transcript is spliced from 15 exons. The record is from RefSeq and is a predicted model, not a curated record.
UAAAUCCAUUUCUAGUUCUUCUGAGAUCCUCUCCGCAAGCUUCGAAACCAAAAAUCUCGUCCAAAAGGUCCUCCUUUCCUUUCGCUUCGCGCCUUUCACUGGCUUCUCUUUAUCUCGGUCUUCUCCUCCACUGCGAAGAAAUAUGGCAUCACAUAUUGUUGGGUAUCCUCGCAUAGGACCAAAAAGAGAGCUCAAAUUUGCAUUGGAAUCUUUUUGGGAUGGGAAGAGCAGUGCCAAGGACUUGCAGAAGGUUGCUGCAGAUCUCCGGUCUUCCAUUUGGAAGCAAAUGGCAGACGCUGGGAUCAAGUACAUCCCCAGCAACACCUUCUCCUACUAUGAUCAAGUGCUUGACACAACAGCAAUGCUUGGUGCUGUUCCCAUGAGAUAUGGUUGGACUGGUGGAGAGAUUGGAUUUGACACUUACUUCUCUAUGGCCAGAGGAAAUGUCUCUGUGCCUGCUAUGGAGAUGACCAAGUGGUUUGAUACCAAUUAUCAUUUCAUUGUGCCUGAGUUGGGUCCUGACACCAAAUUCACAUACUCUUCCCACAAAGCGGUGUCUGAGUACAAAGAGGCAAAAGCGCUUGGAAUUGAUACAGUUCCAGUACUUAUAGGACCUGUCUCUUAUUUGUUGUUGUCAAAACCUGCUAAAGGAGUAGAGAAAUCCUUCUCUCUUCUUUCUCUGCUGGGGAAAGUGCUGGCUGUUUAUAAGGAAGUUAUUGCCGAGUUGAAGGCAACUGGUGCAUCCUGGAUUCAGUUUGAUGAACCAACCCUCGUGUUGGAUCUUGACUCCCAUCAGCUGCAGGCAUUCACUGAAGCAUAUACAGAGCUGCAAUCAUCAAUGUUGGGGUUAAAUGUUCUUAUUGAGAGUUACUUUGCAGAUGUUCCUGCAGAGACAUACAAGACCAUCACUUCCUUGAAUUGUAUAUCUGGUUUUGGCUUUGAUUUUGUUCGUGGAACCAAGACCCUUGACCUGAUUAAAAGUGGUUUUCCUUCUGGCAAGUAUCUUUUUGCUGGAGUUGUUGAUGGGAGGAAUAUUUGGGCCAAUGAUCUUGAUUCCUCUCUCAGCACUCUCAAAGAACUUGAGGCUAUUGUUGGCAAAGACUUGCUUGUGGUUUCCACAUCCUGCUCACUCAUGCAUACUGCUGUUGAUCUGAUAAAUGAGACAAAGUUGGACAGUGAAAUCAAAUUGUGGUUGGCUUUUGCUGCCCAAAAAGUUGUGGAAGUCAAUGUUCUGGCUAAGUCACUGGCUGGUGGCAUGGAUGAGGGAGAUAUGCUGAUAACCAAUGGUUUCUUUGUAAACAGUAAUGCUGCUCAGGAUUCAAGGAAGUCAUCUCCUAGGGUUACCAAUGAGGAAGUCCAGAAAGCUGCUGCUGCUUUAAAGGGCUCUGACCAUCGGCGAGCUACUGCUGUUAGUGCCAGAUUAAAUGCACAACAAAAGAAACUAAACCUUCCAAUUCUGCCUACCACUACUACUGGGUCUUUCCCUCAGACAUUGGACCUCCGCAGAGUCCGACGUGAAUAUAAAGCAAACAAGAUAUCAGAAGAUGACUAUGUGGAUGCCAUCCAAGAAGAGAUCAAUAAAGUUGUCAAGCUACAGGAAGAACUUGAUAUUGAUGUCCUUGUACAUGGAGAGCCAGAGAGGAAUGACAUGGUUGAGUAUUUUGGGGAGCAGCUCUCCGGCUUUGCAUUCACAGCUAAUGGUUGGGUCCAAUCUUAUGGGUCACGAUGUGUUAAGCCGCCAAUCAUCUAUGGUGAUGUUAGCCGCCCCAAGGCCAUGACGGUUUUCUGGUCCUCGAUGGCUCAGAGUAUGACUUCCCGCCCAAUGAAGGCAAUGUUGACUGGUCCAGUCACCAUCCUCAACUGGUCUUUUGUCAGAAAUGACCAACCAAGAUCUGAGACCUGUUAUCAGAUUGCUCUUGCAAUCAAGAAAGAAGUGGCAGACUUGGAAGCUGCUGGUAUUCAUAUUAUCCAAAUCGAUGAGGCUGCUCUUCGGGAAGGCUUGCCUCUUCGUAAAUCCGAGCAGGCUUACUACUUGGAUUGGGCAGUCCGCUCCUUCAGAAUCACCAACUGCGGCGUGAAAGAUACAACUCAGAUUCACACCCACAUGUGCUACUCAAAUUUCAACGACAUCAUCCACUCAAUCAUCGACAUGGAUGCGGAUGUAAUCACCCUUGAGAACUCCCGUUCUGAUGAGAAGCUUUUAUCAGUGUUCCGUGAGGGAGUCAAGUAUUGUGCCGGUAUUGGACCUGGUGUCUAUGACAUCCACUCACCAAGGAUCCCAUCCACGGAGGAAAUUGUUGAUCGCGUCAACAAAAUGCUUGCCGUGCUCGAGGCUGACAUUCUAUGGGUCAACCCUGACUGUGGUCUUAAGACACGAAAGUAUGCCGAGGUCAAGCCUGCCCUUGCCAACAUGGUUUCUGCUGCCAAGCUCCUUCGCAAGCAGGUUGCCAGCACCAACCCAGUUAGCAGGGCUUGGAGCGCUGGCAGAUGGAGAAACAGCCGGUGAAGUUGCAGGUGCAGGUGCAGGUGCGUUGCUCACCCCCUUCACAAUUGCUGGCACUGCCGAGUGACUUGGUGCAACACUCGACCAAGGAGCUUGCACGACCCGGGGACUCGGUGCAACACCCAACCAAGGAGCUUGCGCUGGUGCUGGAGCAGUCCAUGUAACUGGUGCCGUAGGACUAGAAGCAGGGACAGGCCAUGGAAGCAGAGCUGGAGCCUCACUUGUUUGUGCUCCACCAGGCACUGCAAUGACUAUAACUAUGGCCACUAGUAUUAAAAACAAUGCUUGGUUUGAAGCCAUUGAAGUUCUCUUAUCUAUGUUGUUUAAUGUUAAGUUUUGAUACAAAGGUCUCUAUUUAUAUCUGAGUUUUGAAUAGAGAUCUCAAGGCAGGCAGGCCGGCCGGCCGGACAGCAAAGGUUCAGGGAAAAAAGGAAAAAAAGUUUAAUAUUGAGUUGAAUCUGAUUGUAUUUUUAGGGUU